Messenger RNA from Lodderomyces parapsilosis, 987 nucleotides. It is a transcript of the gene MAK32, whose product is annotated as Mak32p. NCBI's taxonomy places the organism in Eukaryota, Fungi, Ascomycota, Pichiomycetes, Serinales, Debaryomycetaceae. The coding region runs from base 1 to 987 and encodes 328 amino acids. The record is from RefSeq and is a predicted model, not a curated record. The transcript has a single exon.
AUGACGAUCUUCACUACUUUGGGAAUGUUCAUAAUAGAUGAAAAUCUUUACAUAGACCCGCCAGCACCAAAGCAGGCCAAUAUCAUUGGUGGAGCAGGUACUUAUGCCAUGAUCGGAGCACGCAUAGUGUCACCACCGAAACUAAGCCAACAAAUCAGUGGGAUCAUUGACGAAGGGACAGAUUUUCCUUCUCUGGUUCACGAAGAAAUAGAAUCCUGGCAAACAGGUGUUGUAUUCAGACGAAAUUAUCAUCGGUUGACUACUAGAGGUGUCAACACAUACAUCAAGGGAAUUCGUCAUUUCCAUUAUAAGACUGAGAAGAGAAGGAUUCAAGUUGAGGAUAUUUUUCAAUAUGAUGAAUUGAAAUAUAGCAACUGUUAUCACUUGAUUUGCACAAUCGAGAGAUGCCGAGAUAUAAUAGAAAAGAUCAGCAAGGUGAAUCCUACAGCAAAGUAUAUCUACGAGCCCUUUCCUGAUGACUGCAUUUCUUCGAACUAUGAGAAAUUACGAGACCUAUUAUCGUUGAUUGACGUAUUCACUCCUAAUUUAGAUGAAGCUUCUGCUUUCGUUUCCAAUGGCAACAAAUUGAACGCUGCAGAACUUUGCUCAAAGUUUACGCAAUACCAAAAGUUGGCCAACUCAGGGACUGUUAUUCGUUGUGGUGCAGAUGGAUGUUGCAUUAGGACUAUUUCUGGCAAGCUAUAUAAACUACCCGCCUAUCAUCAAAACCAGGCUGAUGUGAUUGAUGUUACAGGAGGUGGAAAUUCGUUUUGCGGUGGGUUCAUGAUGGGGUGGUAUUUAAGCCAACAUGAUUGGGAAGUAGGUGGAGUAUGUGGGAAUAUCGCAAGCGGAUGCAUCAUCGAAAGGCUAGGUAUGCCUAAAGUGAGUGAGGAUGGAAUGAAAUUCAAUGGCAAAACUUUACAAGAAAGGGUCGAUAUCUACCUACGAAAUAAUGAAGAAUUGAACGUAAACUUAAAUUGGAUAUGA